This is a messenger RNA of Musa acuminata AAA Group (dessert banana), 1420 nucleotides long. Its product is annotated as shewanella-like protein phosphatase 1. Lineage: Eukaryota; Viridiplantae; Streptophyta; Magnoliopsida; Zingiberales; Musaceae. The transcript has 10 exons. The coding region runs from base 77 to 1204 and encodes 375 amino acids. The record is from RefSeq and is a predicted model, not a curated record. Gene Ontology annotation, molecular function: hydrolase activity.
GCCGUGGCCGUGCAAAAUCGAUGGACACAAUUCUUAAGAGGUCGAGCUUCCGAGAGAGGACGGAAACAGGGAGGUAAUGGCUGCUGUUUCUUUGGGUUCCUUGUCUCUUCCUCCUCUCAAGUACCAGAAGGUAGCAGUGUGUUGUUCAUAUGUUAAUGGUAGCCUUAGACCGAUCACAGUCAGUGGAAAUCCUCCGACUUUUGUCUCUGCAUCAGGUCGUCGGAUAGUUGCUGUGGGUGAUUUGCAUGGGGAUCUUUCAAAAACAAGACGUGCUCUUGAAAUGGCUGGAGUCUUGAGCUCAGAUGGCCAAGAUCUAUGGAUCGGUGGAGAGACGGUAUUAGUUCAACUUGGAGACAUCCUUGAUCGAGGUGAAGAUGAAAUUGCUAUCUUAUCAUUAUUGAGAUCACUUGAUAUUCAAGCUAAGUCCACUGGCGGUGCUGUCUUUCAGGUAAAUGGAAAUCAUGAAACCAUGAAUGUAGAAGGUGAUUUCAGAUAUGUUGAUCCAGGAGCAUUUGAUGAGUGCAUAGACUUCCUAGAUUACUUGGAUGAAUACAAAGGUAACUGGGAUGAUGCUUUUAUUGGCUGGAUCAGGGCUACUAAAUGGUGGAAAAAGAAAAGGACAUCUGAGAGUUAUUGGACCCGUUGGAAUUUUCUAAAGAGGCAGCAGGCUGUUAUUGCAAGAUCUUCACUUUUGAGGCCAGGUGGUCCACUGGCUUGUGAACUGGGACGCCAUUCUGUGGUUCUUAAAGUUGAUGACUGGAUCUUUUGCCAUGGUGGCCUUCUUCCUCAUCAUGUUUCAUAUGGUUUGGAGAGGAUGAACAAAGAAGUAUCAUUUUGGAUGAGAGACUUUAGUGAAAGUAGUGAUAGUCCGGCAGUUCCUUUCAUAGCUACCAGAGGUUAUGAUAGUAUUGUUUGGAAUCGUCUGUAUUCAAGAGAUUCAGCAGAUUCUAAGUACCAAAUUUUGCAGAUAUCCUCUAUUCUGGAAGAAACAUUGCAAGCUGUAGGAGCAAAGGGAAUGGUAGUUGGCCAUACUCCACAAUUUAAUGGUGUUAACAGCAAAUAUAAUGAAAGAAUAUGGUGUAUUGAUGUGGGCAUGUCUAGAGGAGUUCUUAAUUCAAGACCAGAGGUUUUGGAAAUUGUGGAUGAUAAAGCAAGGGUUAUAAGCAACCAAAAUGACUUGUUUGAAGUCAUGAACUAUCUCUAAAAUUUCCAGUAUGACCAAAAAGGGCAUACAUGACAGAGGACUCUACACACCUUUACGAACACAACGGUUUGAUGAAUGCAUGGCCGUGAAAGGAACAAAAAAUCAACUCUUCAAAUAGGUUGUCCAGUUUAUACCCUCAACCUAUUAAAAACGUUGUAUAUUUGUUUGUAUACCCUGCCAAUUAUAUAUAUAUAUAUAUAUAUAUAUAGUUGUUUA